This is a messenger RNA of Rangifer tarandus platyrhynchus (Svalbard reindeer), 2181 nucleotides long. The record is from the annotation of a GenBank genome assembly. NCBI's taxonomy places the organism in Eukaryota, Metazoa, Chordata, Mammalia, Artiodactyla, Cervidae.
AUGAUCUCGACCAAGGAGAAGAAUAAAAGCCCGAAGGACAGCAUGACGCUUCUGCCCUGCUUCUACUUCGUGGAGCUGCCCAUAGUGGCAUCCUCCAUCGUGUCCCUCUACUUCCUGGAGCUGACCGACCUCUUCAAGCCGGCUAAGGUGGGCUUCCAGUGCUAUGACCGCACGCUGUCCAUGCCCUACGUGGAGACAAGUGAAGAGCUCAUCCCACUGCUCAUGCUCCUCAGCUUGGCCUUUGCUGCACCCGCAGCCUCGAUCAUGGUGGGCGAAGGCAUGCUGUACUGUCUACAGUCCCGGCUGUGGGGCCGCAGCGGGGGCCCAGGUGGGCCCGAGGGCAGCAUCCACGCCGGCGGCUGCAACUUCAACUCCUUCCUUCGGCGGACGGUGCGCUUUGUAGGUGUCCAUGUGUUUGGCCUGUGUGCCACGGCCCUGGUGACCGACGUGAUCCAGCUUGCCACGGGCUACCACGCACCCUUCUUCCUGACUGUCUGCAAACCCAACUACACCCUGCUGGGCACGUCAUGUGAGGCCAAUCCCUACAUCACACAGGACAUAUGCUCUGGCCACGACACCCAUGCCAUCCUGUCUGCCCGGAAGACCUUCCCAUCCCAGCAUGCCACUCUGUCUGCCUUUGCUGCUGUCUACGUGUCGAUGUAUUUCAACUCAGUCAUCUCGGACACCACCAAGCUGCUGAAGCCCAUCCUGGUGUUCUCCUUCGCCAUUGCGGCAGGCGUCUGCGGCCUCACCCAGAUCACGCAGUACCGCAGCCACCCGGUGGACGUCUACGCAGGCUUCCUCAUUGGGGCCGGCAUAGCGGCCUACCUGGCCUGCCAUGCAGUGGGCAACUUCCAGGCCCCACCGGCAGAGAGACCAGCGGCCCCGGUGCCAACUAAGGACGCACUGAGGGCCCUGACCCAGCGGGGCCACGACUCAGUGUACCAGCAGAACAAGUCCGUGAGCACUGAUGAGCUAGGUCCACCCAGCCGGCUGGAGGGCGUGCCCCGGCCUGUGGCCCGCGACAAGACCUCGCUGGGCAGCCUAAAGCGGGCCAGCGUGGAUGUGGACCUGCUGGCCCCGCGCAGCCCCAUGGGCAAGGAGAACAUGGUGACCUUCAGCCACACACUGCCCCGUGUCAGCACACCCUCGCUAGACGACCCCGCCCGCCGCCACAUGACCAUCCAUGUUCCACUGGACGCCUCCCGCUCCAAGCAGCUCAUUAGUGAAUGGAAGCAGAAGUCACUGGAGGGCCGAGGCCUGGGGCUACCGGACGAGGGCAGCCCUGCACACCUGCGGGCGCCUGCAGAGCCCAUGGCUGAGGAGGAGGAGGAAGAGGAGGAGGAGGAAGAGGAGGAGGAGGGGGAGGAAGGGGGUCCAGCACCUCCCUCACUGUACCCCACAGUCCAGGCUCGGCCAGGGCUCGGGCCACGUGUCAUCCUGCCGCCUCGGGCUGGACCGCAACCUCUGGUUCAUAUCCCCGAGGAGGGGGCACAGGCAGCAGCUGGCCUCUCCCCCAACAGCAGCGCGGCUGUGCGGGCCAAGUGGCUCAUGAUGGCUGAGAAGAGCGGAGCCGUGGUGGCCGCGGCCUCGGCCCAGCCCCGUGUGGCCAACCCGCCCCGGCUGCUGCAGGUCAUCGCCAUGUCCAAGGCUCCAGGUGCACCUGGCCCCAAGGCAGCCGAGACGGCGUCCUCAUCCAGUGCCAGCUCCGACUCCUCCCAGUACAGGUCCCCGUCUGACCGCGACUCUGCCAGCAUCGUCACCAUUGAUGCACACGCACCCCACCACCCUGUGGUCCACCUGUCUGCGGGUAAUGGGCCCUGGGAGUGGAAGGCAGCAGGAGUCGGGUCCAAGGGGGUGGAGGGAGACAGUGGCUAUGAGCUGGGGGACCUGGCCCGCAGCUUCCGCAGUGGGGCCAAGCCCCAGGGCAUCUCCCCAGGCUCAUCAGUCAGUGAUGUGGACCAGGAGGAGCCACGGUUUGGGGCUGUGGCCACUGUCAACCUGGCCACGGGUGAGGGGCUGCCCCCACUGGGCGCAGUCGAUGGUGCCCUGGGACCAGGCAGCCGGGAGUCAACGCUGCGGCGCAAAGCAGGCCUGGCACUUGGUGAUAGGGAGGUGGCAGAGGCUGAGGCUGAGAGCUACUACCGGAAGAUGCAGGCUGCACGCAGGUUCAAGGACUGA